This is a messenger RNA of Folsomia candida, 1120 nucleotides long. RefSeq lists its product as uncharacterized. The record is from RefSeq and is a predicted model, not a curated record. The coding region runs from base 228 to 776 and encodes 182 amino acids. The transcript has 4 exons. Lineage: Eukaryota; Metazoa; Arthropoda; Collembola; Entomobryomorpha; Isotomidae.
UGAUAAUUCUCAUGUAUUAUUUAACUAUAAACAACGCUUGGUGCACAUAUACCACUAAAUCAAAUUAAACUUCCUUAGUCCACUCCACGGUGGUUGGACACCGACUGGGUUGCGAGUCUUCCCAUCUUCAAAUAUUUACUUAUCGUCCUAACCAGCGCAGAAAACAUCGAGUCUAUCAUCGAAGUACGGAAUCACUGAAUCAAUUACGCCACUAGUGGGAAUACACUAUGGAGUCUCAAAGUCAAAGUAGUUUUGAUUUGUUCCAAUUCCAAUCUCAAAACUCUGCCACCACGGGUGACCCUGUUCCUGAAGUCCCUGUGCAUUCGUUCAUACCCCCCUUGCAACAACAACAGCAUCCACCCAGCGUCAUUAGAUGUCCACUUUUACGACCACCUCAAAUGCCAGGAUACAGACCAUUUGAUUCACAAGAUCCGUCUCAAAAUGCAACACAAGAUCCUUCAACAGAUAGUGCAUCAGCGAGGUCAUCAAUGUCCUCAGUAAUCAACUAUAAAAAUUUGAAAGAGAGUGAUUGUAUCAACCUGCUUACCCAAUCUGUGGAUGUCAUAUUAAAGGAUACAUAUAAUACCGCAUUUCGCCAAGAAAUAUUCGAUCUAUUGGAGGUGGACUCUUCUGAUGACGCUGUCAAACAAUUCAAGUACAGAUUAUCAAAGGUUUGCGGAAUCAAUGUUGAACCACAAGUCAAUAUUGUCAAUGUUGAACCCGAAAUGUGCAAUGUUGAACCGGAUAUUCCGGCUGAAGAAAUAUUCGAAUUUUAAUAAACUAGUAUUGGUGAAAGUAAAAAUUAAAAUACGUAAUCAGACGAGUUAAGACAUUUUCUCACUUCUUGCGAGUUUUCCUAAAUUCUACUAGCGACUCCUAAAUGAUAAAUGGACUUUUAAUUAAACUGUAGUACAAUUGUUGUCCAUUACUACUACUUUUGUUUUUAUUUUUAUUAUUAAUGAUUCUUAAUAAUAUCUAGUACUUUUCUUUGUUCAUUUUAGUCAGUUAUUUGUUGAGAAUUUGUUGUACACGAUAAAUUUACUUUUCAGAUUUUAAAUAUCGUAAACAAUAAAUUUAUAUUUACGACUAGAAAUAUGUUAAAAGUUGAAUCAUUUGUUAU